Chanos chanos (milkfish) is the source of this 1828-nucleotide messenger RNA. RefSeq names its product tRNA methyltransferase 10C, mitochondrial RNase P subunit (gene trmt10c). NCBI's taxonomy places the organism in Eukaryota, Metazoa, Chordata, Actinopteri, Gonorynchiformes, Chanidae. The coding region runs from base 84 to 1610 and encodes 508 amino acids. The transcript has a single exon. Gene Ontology annotation, cellular component: nucleoplasm; nucleus; mitochondrion. Gene Ontology annotation, biological process: positive regulation of mitochondrial translation; mitochondrial tRNA 5'-end processing. Gene Ontology annotation, molecular function: tRNA binding. The record is from RefSeq and is a predicted model, not a curated record.
GCGUCCUAUGACUUUUACCUAACGCCGAGAGGCUCAUAUGGAAUAGUAAGUUCGGUGGACUCCAGGUUUAAAGUUCACCGCUAAUGGAUCUGAUCAAAAUAUCGCUUUUAAGUGUGGUACGGAGGAGCUACUGUGCAUGGACUACUACGCCUUUGGGAAGUCGACUGGCCAGUUUACGACAUGCAGGUGCACGUGUAACCGCCAAGCCAUCCCCAUAUUCAGUACAACCUGCCCUCAGCCGACACUUAAGUUUCAGUGGGCCAUUAUGGAAAGAUGUUCCAGAAUCUGAAGAUAAACCCACAGAGAAGCUUGACUUAGAUGUUUGGAAAUCUGUCAUGAGAUCUCAGACGCUGCAGGAGGAGACACAGGAGGAUGAAGAGGAACCAGGAACUCCAGGGGAGGAUGCUGAACUCUCUCCGCUGGAGGCCAGCCGCCAACUGGUGGAGGCGUGGCGUUUAGCCGGCAAGAUGGUGCCAGAUCAAAUGACUGAGGAACAGCUGGAGACUCUGGCAGAAUUAACUACCAAAAGCUCUAAGAAAAAAUUUCUCAAGUACUUGGCUAUUAGGGAAGGUUACAAAAACGCCAGGAAAGAGAAGAAGGCAAAAAAGAAGGAGGACCAAAAGGCCGAGAGCGAGGGGGAAGCUGAGGGAAGGGACGGAGAGACCGACGAGGAAAAAGACAAGGAAGGAGAGAGCAAGCUCAGGAACACGUUUCUGCUGAAGUUCUGGGAUCGUUCCUUGGACGUACUACUGGGAUGGAGGGCUGCGCAGGCUAUGCGCUUUGGCCAGCCCCUGGUUUAUGACAUGAGCUAUGAGCAACACAUGUCACGUCGCGAGAUGGAGAACACGGUCUCGCAACUGCUGCAGAGCGAGGGCUUCAACCGUCAGUCGUCGGACCCCUUCCAUCUGCAUUUCUGUAACCUGCGGCCCAACGGAGCGUACGAGCGCGAGCUGCUAAAACGCUACGGCGCCGAUACCUGGGGACGCCUCUUGAUCACCGCCACUCCCCAGAGCUAUGUAGAUGUGUUCCCUCACGAGAGCCUUGUCUAUCUCACUGCGGAUUCGCCAAACGUACUGCGUACUUUUGACCACAACAAAGUGUACAUUAUUGGCGCUCUAGUUGACCGCUCCAUCCAGUCGGGCGUCUCUUUGGCUAAUGCCAAGCGUCUCAAGCUGGCCACCGCUCGACUUCCCCUGGAUGAGUUCCUGUACUGGGAACUGGGAGCCAAGAAUCUUACCCUGGACCAGAUGAUCCGUAUUUUGCUGACUGCUAAGGAAACAGGCAGCUGGGAGAAGGCUUUGGAGUUUGUGCCCACGAGGAAGCAUGAUGGUUUCCACCAGCGGAGGAAAGAGAGCAAACCCACACCUGCCCCUCCUGUCAAAGCGAAUACAUUCACUGAUAAGGAUAUGAGUGGAAAUGUAGACAGACGGUUUGUUGAUAAACAGAGAAGGUCAAGGGAAAGUGAUACAAGUAGCAUCCCCAGCAAACCUAGCUUUGGAGUAAAGAGCAACUUCCAAGUCCCAAGCAGGCUAAGAACUUCACUGAAAACCAAAAUGGAAGAACGGAACAACAGAGAAAAGAGUAAGAGGAAGUGGUGGGAGGAAAACUAGCCAAUAAACUGUUGUCAUCGAGUCUAACUCAGGCCUGGUUUGUGUGACACUACAGGCUAUUUGCCUUAGGCUUGUGCAAAUAAAAUGGUUUGCUAAUGUGACAGAGAAAUCUGGUUGCCUGUAAAAUAACUAAAGUUUCUUAUUUUGGAUUCAGAGCCCUUCAGUUACUUAAUGUGGUGGCAAACCUAAUCCCCAUUGUGAUAAAACGGAAAUGUCAU